AUGGCGGCAUCACGAUCGUCGUCAGCGCCCGCGGAAAAGUCGCGGCUGCUGCGCUUUACUGGCCACCGCAACUUUCGGCAGCGUCUCAUCCUCGCGCUCGUCUCGCAGCGUCCGGUGCGCAUCGACGGAAUCCGACCCGACUCUUCCAGCCCGGGUAUCCGCGAUUUUGAAGCCAACUUUCUGCGUCUGCUCGAAAAGGUCACCAACGGAUCGCAUGUCGAGAUCUCGUACACGGGUACAUCGGUGCUGCUCAAGCCCGGCAUCAUCGCGGGCGGCAAGGUGGUGCACGACUGUGCGCUCACGAGGGGAAUCGGCUACUGGCUCGAAUGGAUGGUGGUGCUCGCACCUUUUGCCAAGAAGGAGCUGCACCUCACGUUGAAGGGCGUGACGAAUAUGGAGGGUGAUUUGGGAGUGGAUACGAUUCGAACCGUGACUUUGCCACAUUUGUCGCUGUUUUUGCCGCUCGACUCGGUGUCGACACUGGCGAGCUCGCUCGAGCUGAGGAUUGCCAAGCGUGGCAGUGCGCCCGGAGGCGGAGGAGAGGUGCACUUCCGAUGUCCUAUCAUCAAGAACCUGUCUACGAUCAACUUUACCGCGCCGGGGAGGAUCAAGAAGAUCCGAGGCAUUGCGACCUCGACGCGGGUGAGCCCGCAGAUGGCGAAUCGACUCAUCGAUGCUGCGCGCGGCGUGCUGGGCCGCUACAUCCCCGACCUGUAUCUGUUUGCCGACGUCUACCGUGGCGAAGACUCGGGCAAGUCUCCCGGAUUCGCCAUCACGCUCCUGGCCACCUCGACCACAGGCGCGAUCUACUCUGCCGAAGCGGUGAGCAAAACCCAAGACCCGGGACUGCCAGAAGACCUGGCGCAGGAUGCAGCACGCAUGCUGCUCACCGAGAUCGCUGGUCGCGGAUGCAUCGACCGCAGCCACCAACCCAUGGCGCUCCUGCUCAUGGCACUCAGCCCCCAGGACGUGGCAAGGUGCACAAUGGCCCACCCCACCGCAAACGCCAUCCAGAUGAUGCGCGAUCUCAAACACGCCCUCGGCGUCUCGUUCAAGAUCGCCAAUGCCGACGCGAGCGCUCCCGACGCCACCAACGACGCAGAGAGCGAGGAAAGCGACAGCGAUGACAAUGACCAAGAUACGAUGCUCAAGACCCUCAAGAAGCCGGCACAAUUUGCCGUCAGCUGCGUAGGCAUCAACUUUGCCGGAUUCCGAAAGUGCUCGUCUGCGCCUGACUCGGACCGUGUGCGCGAGCCAGAGGAGUCCAGCGGUACAUUGGCAAGAAUGAAGGGUCGCAAGACCACGAUAAGGGUGCUGUGGCAAGCCAUCUGA
Messenger RNA from Moesziomyces aphidis, 1332 nucleotides. Lineage: Eukaryota; Fungi; Basidiomycota; Ustilaginomycetes; Ustilaginales; Ustilaginaceae. The record is from the annotation of a GenBank genome assembly.